UGAUGAUCUUAUUCAUGAACAAAUCUCAUCAUCUGAAAGCAUCGUAUAUGAGACACAUAUACAUAAUAUUAAUAGAGUCCAAUUAGGAUUUAAGAUAUACGCAAAACUAAGCGAUCUGGAAAUUGUUGUUGUGUUCCUGGUUGUUCUGUUAAUGAAAAUUUAAGUGAAAUAAAAUUUUAUAGAUUUUCAACGCGGAGCUAUAACCUCGAAAAGAGAGCAAAGUGGAUAAAAGUGUUGAGAAGAGUCAAUGAUAAUGGAAGUCCUUAGAAGCCAAGUUUAAGAUCCCGUAUAUGCAGCCAACAUUUUGUAGGAGGUGAAAAAUCGGAGCAUAGGUUUGCGAGAGCAUUACGAAGAAGUCAAACUUCCAGCAAUUUCGUAAUGAAACAUUCUAAUCUAACUCGUGAUCAUGAGCUAAACGAUAAUAUGGAUAUACAGCAAGACAGUGCAGAUAUUAUCCAAUCACUAGAACCGCAAUUUGUUGGAGUUGCUACUAAGAUAGAUUUUUAUCAAAAAGAAGUAGAUUUAACUCAUAUAAAUAUGUUUUCGAUAAUACGUGAUAAUGGAGUAGCUUGCGAAGCUGGAACUCAAACAAAUAUUUCACUUAAAACAUCUGAAAAAAAAGUUAUGAUUGUAAAGAGAACGUCUGAAAUUGGAUGUGAAUCUAGCAUACAAUAUGUAGAUAAAAAAGUAGGACCGAAUUCUCUGGAUGGAGAUGAUUCAUUACAAGUGUUUCAACAGGGUUUUCAGGGGUUGUCAUCGAUAAAAGAUAAUCAAGACAUGAUUGAUCUUGCAGGGGUAUCUUUCAGUCGUUUUCAAUUAUUAUUCAAAGCAGCUGGUAACUGUUUCACAGAGUCAAUAUCAAAAAAUAAUAUGCUACUUAUUUUUUUGAUGAAGAUGAAAUUAGGAUUAACUUAUUCAUCUAUCAGGGUUUUAUUUGGUAUUCACAGAACCACUGUAUUACGAAUUUUCUACACAUUUUUCAUGUAUCUCGCUGAUUCUUGUAAAAAUUUAAUUCAAUGGCCUUCGAAAUUCGUUAAUCAGCAAACUAUGCCUGAGUGUUUCAGGAAAGAAUAUCCUAAUUGCGGGGCGAUUAUAGAUUGCACAGAAUUUAAAGUCGAAGAACCUCCAGAAGUACCUCAGCGUGUUUUUUUUACUCACACUAUAACCAUACGUAUACGAUUAAAUUUUCAGUUGCAUGUUCUCCAGGAGGAGAAAUAACUUUUGUGUCUAGGUGCUUCGGUGGUCGCACUACUGACGCUCAAAUUACCAAUAAAAGUGGGUUUUUUAAUUAGGUUGAACAUGGAGAUUUGAUUAUGGCGGACAAAGGGUUUCCAUAAAUAAAAUCUGUUCUGAACAAAGCGGGGAAAAAAGUUGUGGUAGUUAUGCCACCAUUGUUAGAAAAUGGUACUUUUACACUUAAUGAAGUCCAUGAGACGUAAAAAAUUGCCGGCCUUCGAAUACAUAUAGAGAGAAUAAUGUAAAGAAUCAAAACUUAUCAAAUAACUAAGAACCUUCCCGUAUCUAAA
Molecule: messenger RNA, 1526 nt
Organism: Chelonus insularis
Lineage: Eukaryota; Metazoa; Arthropoda; Insecta; Hymenoptera; Braconidae
Exons: 3
Coding region: 379-1218 (279 amino acids)
Source: RefSeq, a predicted model, not a curated record